This is a messenger RNA of Diversispora eburnea, 573 nucleotides long. NCBI's taxonomy places the organism in Eukaryota, Fungi, Glomeromycota, Glomeromycetes, Diversisporales, Diversisporaceae. The record is from the annotation of a GenBank genome assembly.
AUGAUUGAUGGAUCAAUCAAUUCAAUGGAAGCACAACCUGUUUACUUUGUGGAUCCAGCUGAUGAUAACAUUAAUCAAAUAUUAUUACAAAAAAUAAAACAUGGAAGCUUGCUAAUGCUAAAUGGUCUUAUCCUUCCUUCAAGUCGGUUAUACUUAACAAAAACAAAAAUGCCUUCUGAUUUCGAUAAGCUUUACAAUACAACUAAUGAGAUUUUUCAUAAUAUUAAAAACACUUCUGAUGGUUCCAAUGGUUCUACAAUCUUCUCAAUUGUUGCAAUUGGAUAUUUAUUUGCAAAGGGCAAAGAUAUUACAAUAGACAAAGAGAUAGUUGAAGUCAAGGUACUUGGGAGUGAUAUGAAUAGAACUGCUCUGGACCAUCUUCGAUCUCGAUUUAUGAGGUCUCUUGAUUUUGUGCCAUUAAAUAUGAAUGCUGAGGAAGAUCAAGCAAAUUUUUUGGUGACUGAGGGGAUGUUAAAAAUGGAUAAAAUGAAUGAUAGUCGAUUUAAGAUGUCCUCAGUUUAUAUCGAUGGAAUAAUUAGACAAUAUGUCAUUCCUCCUAGAAAACACAUAUAA